GAAAGUAGUUUGAGGUUUUAUGUCGCGUGCUUUGUGCCGUCUCGACGUAACCUGACUUAAUAUUUGGAAAAAAAAAAAUUAUACUUUUUCCGAAUGAAGUGAUCAAAUGCAGUGAAGUGCGCGUCGUGGCCUUUUUUUAUAUCGUCGAUUAUAAUAAUCUUCAUUUUGUAAAAAUGUAUUUUUUCUAUCGUUGACGUAAAUUUUUCAUUCACCAUCACCAUCAAUUGUGAAAAUGGCCCAGGAAACAGACGAUAUCAACUUAACUCCCCAGGAAUUGCAGAUACUUUCCGAGUUGGAUAGCCGUCAAUUUGGGUUUUUAAAACUCAAUUCUCCGGAGCAAGCGAAAAAGAAAGCUUUAGUGGUUCGUGCAAUUAAAUAUUUAGAAAGAAUGAUAGUGCAAGCUCAAUCGGAAAAACAGCAUAGAAAGGCUGACAGUACGAAAAUGAGUGUAGAUGAACCUAAAGAAAAUGAUGAUGAUGAUGACGAUGACGACGACGACGAUGAUGAUGACGAUGAUGACGAUGAUGAUGAUCGGGGUAUAAGCAUUGAUCCUAAAACAUACUGCAAACUGGGCCAUUUUCAUUUACUUCUCGAAGAUUACAAUAAGGCAAUGUCAGCAUAUCAAAAGUUCUACACUCUAAAGGGAGAUUAUUGGAAAGAUGUAUCGUUUCUCUAUGGACAAGGUCUAGUUUAUUUUCAUUUCAACGCCUUCCAAUGGGCUGUGAAAUCAUUCCAAGAGGUGCUAUGGGUGGAACCAGGAUUUACUCGGGCCUGCGAGGUUCACAUUCGAUUAGGUUUAAUGCUAAAAGUCCAUGGUGACUUUGAUGCUGCAUUAAAACACUUGACCCUUGCGUUAAUCGACGCAACCACACCUGCUUCUUUCUCCAAGCUUGAAAUUAAAUUCCACAUUGCACACCUGCAUGAAGUUCAGGGCAAAUAUCGUCUGGCAAAGGAUCAUUACGAGACACUGCUUAAGGAAAAAAGUCUACCCUCCCAUCUCAAGGCUGAUAUCUGUCGACAGCUGGGAUGGAUGUACCAUGUCGUUGAUUGCCAUCUUUUGGGUAUAACACUUCCGAGGCAGCAUAAACAAAAUAUUGCUAUUCAGUGUCUUCAAAAGUCCAUAGAAGCUGAACCGAAGAGUGGACAAAGUCUUUAUUUAUUAGGACGUUGUCUUGCUGCUUCUGGAAAAAUUCACGAGGCCUUCAUCGCUUAUAGAAAUUCAGUGGAAAAGUCUGAAAGUAAUGCAGAUACCUGGUGCAGUAUAGGUGUACUUUAUCAACAACAAAAUCAACCAACAGAUGCACUUCAAGCUUACAUAUGUGCAGUACAAUUGGAUAAAUCACAUUCAGCUGCGUGGACCAAUCUUGGAAUUUUGUAUGAAAGUGUCAGUCAACCCAAGGACGCAUUAGCUUGUUAUAUUAAUGCUUCAAGAGGCAAUAAUAAUACACCAAAUUGCACAAAUUCGCUGAUAAACAUCGGAGGAGCUAAAUCUAGUGGUAACGCUUCGAUGAACCCAUCUCUUCGGCAGCGCAUCAAUUUUUUGCAAAAUCAUUUGUGUCAAGCCCCAAUGCCUUCCGUUGCUACCACAAGACGGCAAUUGCCGCCAAUAGAUGAAGCUUGGAAUCUGCCUAUUAGUGCAGAAAUGUCUAGUAGACAACAGCAACAGCAGCCAGCUGCUGGAGGUCCAGGUUGUAGAUACGGUGGUACACCGGCACAUCCUCCACCUCCUUAUCCUCAAGGACAAGGACAAGCUGCUAACGUUAAGAGAUUUAAGACGGGAGAUGAUGCCAUUUCGCCUUGUGGACAACAAAGGCCGCCUUCAUUUUAUUUAAGCCCUCAACAAUUGCAAAUGUUACAAUGUUUGCAACAAAAUCAAGGCAGCUUAUCGCCCCAGCAACAAGCGCUUUUGGCACAAUUACAACAUCAAUACAGAGCAAUGCAACAACAUCAACAACAAACGAGAUUGCAACAGCAACAACAACAACAGCAACAACAAGCAACGCCACGAGGACUUCGACCUGGUCAACCUGGUUAUCCCGCGAGUUUUACACAUUCCCAGCCAGGACAACCGGGUGUUAUUAAAAAUUAUGGACUACCUCAACAACCGCAGGGCGGAACUGUGGCACUCCAAACUGGAUUUUCCGACUCAACAGUUGGUUAUAGUCCAGCGGCAACUGGAAACACUCAACAACCAGCAGGCAUGCCUUAUAAAUCGGCCUCUGAUCCAAAUUUCCCACCACGUCAACAAACACCCGGUCAAUACAAUCAAUAUCAAUCGAAUCAAUAUGGAAGUCAAGGUUUCACUCAAAUAUCAUCAACAACAAGUUGUUAUCCCGAGGGCUCAGCGGCAAAUAAUAAAGAUCUUGGCGUAACUGAUCAAGAGCUUCAAGCGCUUCUUUCACAAAAGGACAUUGCCACAACGUUAGCUGAGGAUUUACUCAAACAUUUUGGUUCCGAUGAUUUAGAUGAAAAGGACGUUGUCUCACCAAAUAUUAUGAAUAAUGGCACACUAAGUUCUGGUCCAUUUUCCCCGUCAAAUUUAGAAGACAGCAAUGAAAAGGUAAUGUUGGUGAAAGAUGUGAAAAUUGAAAAAACCGAUGACAUUGUCAUUCAACCCACAUCAACGUCGAAUAUUGUCAUUGACAUAAAUAAAGGAAUUAAACAAUCAAUGACUGUUAAAUGUGAAGCAACAUCGAGUACAAAUAAAGUUGAAUCAGUGUUGAAAUUUGAAAGUCUCUGCGAAUCACAACAGGAGCAAGAAUUUAAUAUUGAAAUGGAUUCAAAGGCAAUUAUUGAAUUAUCAAAAGGUCAGGGUUUAAAGGGCGUACCAAAUUGUUCAAUAUUAAGUGAUCGUUCACCGCCUCCUGCACCGCCCGAUCCACCGAGUCAACGUUUAACAAAAGAACAAUUAUUACCCUCAACACCAAGUGUUUAUUUGGAGAAUAAAAAAGAUGCAUUCAGUCCACAAUUACAGGAAUUCUGUUUAAAACAUCCAAUAGCUGUUGUUCGUGGUUUAGCGGCAGCAUUAAAACUUGAUCUUGGUUUAUUUUCAACGAAAACAUUGGUUGAAGCAAAUCCCGAUCAUGGUAUUGAAGUGAGAACACAAAUGCAACAGACGAGCGAUGAAAAUUGGGAUCAAUCAAUGGGUCGUCGUGUUUGGGGUUGUAUUAGUCAUCGUAGUCAUACGACAAUUGCAAAAUAUGCGCAUUAUCAAGCGUCGAGCUUUCAGGAGAGUUUAAAGGAGGAACGUGAUAAAUCGCAGGGUAUACAUUCGUCAAAUCUAUCGGAUUCUGAUUCAAAGGAUAGUACGGGCGUUGUGAGACGUAAGAAAAAUUCAUAUGGCGUUGUUGGUAGGCCGGCGUCAAAAAUGUUGAGAUUUGGAACAAAUGUUGAUUUAUCGGACGAGAGAAAAUGGAAGAUACAAUUGCAAGAACUUAUGAAACUUCCAGCAUUUGCGAGAGUUGUCUCGGCUGGUAAUAUGUUGAGUCACGUUGGCCAUGUUAUUCUUGGUAUGAAUACUGUACAAUUGUAUAUGAAAGUACCUGGUAGUCGAACUCCUGGUCAUCAAGAGAAUAAUAAUUUCUGCUCAAUUAAUAUCAAUAUUGGACCCGGUGAUUGUGAAUGGUUCGCAGUGCCUGACGCUUAUUGGGGAGUGAUAUGUGCUUUAUGUGAACGCAAUAACAUUAAUUAUCUUCAUGGAAGCUGGUGGCCUUCACUUGAAGAUUUAUAUGAGGAGAAUAUUCCUGUUUAUAGGUUUUUGCAACGACCUGGUGAUCUCGUUUGGGUUAAUGCCGGUUGCGUACACUGGGUACAAGCAGUUGGUUGGUGCAAUAAUAUCGCAUGGAAUGUUGGACCAUUGACCGCUCGUCAAUACCAGUUGGCUAUUGAACGUUACGAGUGGAAUAAAUUACAAUCAUUCAAAUCAAUAGUGCCGAUGGUUCAUUUAUCUUGGAAUUUAGCUAGAAAUAUAAAGGUAUCAGAUCCACGGCUAUUUGAGCUUAUUAAAAAUUGUCUCCUACGUACAAUGAGACAAUGCUGUCUGAUCCUUGAAUUCGUUAAAAGUAAAGGUGUUGAGGUCAGAUUCCAUGGACGUGGAAAGAAUGAGGCCUCACAUUAUUGUGGACAAUGUGAAAUUGAAGUAUUUAAUAUAUUGUUCAUACGCGAGCAAGAGAAACGUCACGUGGUACAUUGCAUGGAUUGUGCGCGAAAACAAGCGCCAUCAUUAGAGGGAUUUGUCUGUUUAGAAGAAUAUAGAAUGCGUGAUUUAAUGGAUGUCUAUGAUGGUUUUUCAUUGCAUACAACGUUAUCAGCUCCGGCUUCUCAUUCAGUUCAAACAACUCAAUCCUCCUGAGGUUACAUGCAACACAGAUAUUUGGACUACUUGAGUACACUUCAAUAACUUUAGUGGUACGAUCUCUGUAAAUAUUUCUCAUAAAAAAAAAAAGAAAGAAAAUAAGCAUCCUUAUGUACCUGAGAGCUACAACAGAAUUUCUCUUUUUUAUUUAUCAAAAAAGAAAAAAAAAAGAGAGACACUGUAUAAACGCGUCCGCACAGGAGUAAUUGUUACACAAUUUCACUUUUAGAUUUAGUAACAAAAAAACAAAAGAUGAUGAGUGUCAUUUGCUCCUUAAAACGCGAUUUCAAAGUUACCCGUAACUUGAUCUAAUUAGUUAGUUCUAAUUGUACAAAAAGAAAAGAAAAGUUUUUUACAAAAAAACGCUUAGUAUAAUUCCUUAAAAUAUAAGAAACGGACUAUAUCUUUCGAUUCCUGUGACAAGUCCGCGAGAGAAUGUGAAAUAUUUUUCCAUAGCUCUUGGGUACCAAAUUUUUUUUUUAAAUUCUAUUAACGAAAGAGAAAGAGAGAUCUCUUCGGGCAUGUAACACAGGAGUAAGAGUAUACCGUCUAACAAAGUGAUAUUUGAACAAUUCACCGUUUUUCUGAAAAAUCUUCGUAUUUUUUUUUUUUUUUUUUUUAUUAUAAAACGGUUAGCAAUCACAAUUGUAACAUAAAAAAAAUGUGAGUAUUUAAAAUUUUUUCUACUACGCAAAAAAAAAACUAGUAUAAUGUUAGAUAAUAUUUUUUUUGAGUUCUUUAUUGGCAAUUUUCAGAAAAAAAAUCCCAAUUGCCAAUAAUUUCUAAAAUUUUGAACUCAAUGAAAUUUUAUUAAAUCAUUGCUAGAUAAAUUUUUAAAUUAAACAAAAAUGUUUCAUUGAAAUAUUCGUAAUUUGAAAUUUUCAAAUUUGAAUAUUCUUUUUAGAGUGAACUCAAAUUGUUUUUAAGAUAUAUUUAAACGAAUUUCAUAUAUAUAUAUUUGAUAUUCAAAUUCAUGAAUUUAAUACUAUAUAUUUAUAGUUGAUUUUUUUAACACUUAAGACGAUAAUCCUAAUAUGUGAUACAAAAAAAAAAAGAACAUAAACUUUGUACAGAAGUUUUAAAAAACAAAUUUCUUUUUAUAAAUUUAAUCAGACUUAUAAAGUACUUAUUCACUGUAAUUAAAUAUUUCUUAUUUAUAUAUACGCAUUUCAGAAAAAAAAAUUACUUAAUCUUUACAUUUUUUUUUUUUAUCAUUUGAACGUAAAACAUCCUCAUUUUGGGGAUAAUUUUCAAAAAUCUCAGGGAAUUAAAAAUUCUUCAAUUUUGUAAAUAAAUUUUUUUUUUAGUUUUCUCAAAAAAUUUCAAGAUUGAAAAUUUCAUUACUCAUUCAAUAUUCAAUGAAAUUAAUUAAUUUCACAUUUACCAAAUCUGCAAAUUCUCUGUUUUUUUUCUUAUUGUUUUCUCUAUUGUGUAUAUGUAUGAAUUUUAAAAAUUCGAUCAAAUGCUUUUUUUUUGACUUUAAAUGACGACUUUCAAUUAAUAUUAAAAAUAUAAAAAUAAAGCAUCGCUCACUGCCAAAUGAUUUAAAAAAGUAAAAAAAAACAUGUUCUAAAAAUCACGAUAAAUUUAAUAGAAAGUCGUGAAUUUGUAGCUACUGUUGAUAUUGUUAAACUAGAAUAAAAUAGAUACAAAACUGCUCAAAAAAAAAAUUGAUUAAACGGUUAUACGUUAUUAUUACUUCAAAAGGGUUAAAAUUUAAAAUUGAAAAAAUUGUUGUACAUUUUUUUCUGAAGACAUUUUUUCCAAAAUUCUUAAAAAUUAAAUUUUUUAUUAAAAAAAAAGUAUUUUCUUUAAAAAAAAAAAUUUCUUUUCGAAAGUUAAAAAAAUGUCAAUUUCAAAAAGUAUUUGAAAAAAAAGUUAGUUUUAGAAAGAAAGAAAAAAAAAAAAAUUUUUGAAACAACUUCAAUAGGGUUAUUGCACGAAUAAUAUGGAUAAAUAUUUUAAAUAUUUAUGUGAAUAACAAAGCAGGAUUUAGAAAAAAUGUGUAUCAACUCUAUCGAAGAUGGAAUUUGCAAAUUUGGACUUUUUUUUACUCUAGGUAUAAAAAAAAAUAUAUAUUAAAAUCUCCUCAAGUUUUUACUUCUAAAUAUAAACAUAAUAUAUUCAGAUACAAUUUAGAAAAAAAAAAAAAAAGAAAACGAAAAAUCUUGUACAUAAAAAAAAAAUUGUGCAUUAAUUAUUUUCUCUUUAAAAUGAAAAAGGAGUAUUUUUUUUAAACUUCUAUUUCCUGCAAUGAUAGCGUAAUAAAAAAUAUUUUCCUUUUUCGUCAAUUCGCUUAAAUGUAAGAGAAAUAUAAAAAUUAAUUUUGAUGAUAUUAUCAUCAAAUAGUAAAAAAUUUUCGACUAGAAUUUUUAUACAAAAAAUUCAUUAAAUGAGAAAUUGACAAAAAUUCGUUUAGCGAUAAAUUAAUUAAAAUUAAAUUAAUUUUCAUAGUAAUGAAUUUUGAGUGAAAAAAAAUUUAAUUAUCUGAAUUUUUUUUCUAUCAUUAACUUAUUAUCGUAAAUUUUAAUUUCUCAUCAAUUUUAAUGACGAUAACAGAAAAAAAAAUUCUUUCACACGUUAAAUAACGUAACCGUGUCUAAAUUAUUUUGAAAUAGAGAAAAAAAUGCAAAUUUUUUUUUUUUUUUGAAAAAAUAUCUUGAAACAUUUUUUCAUAUAUAUAAAUAUGUAAAACAGUUUCCUAAUUAGAGUAUAGUUAAAAUUAGCAAUACGCUAGCUUAGAAUAUUCGAAAAAAAAAAUAAUUCAGAAAACUAUUUUAAUGGCAUGAAAUGAUCUCAACGUUAUGAUAUUGAUAGAAAACUUACAAUUUCUAACAAUAUUUGGGACUGAUAUAUGACAACUUCGAUUAUGAUUUAUAAUAAAUUAUGUAAAAAAUAUAUAUAGAUAUAAAUAUAUAUAAAUAUAUAUAUAUAUAUAUAAAUAAAUAUAUAAAUAAAUAUUAUAUUUAAUGUAAAUCGCUAAGAAUUUAGGGACCGAGAUAGAACUCGUAAGCUCGUGAGAGCUUUUUUUGGAAUGCAUGCGCGAGAAAAAAAUGUGUAUUUGUGUGAGAGAGAGAAAUGAUUUGAUUAUUUAUGCUGCUUGUAUUAUAUACAAAAAAAAAUACGGCUAGAAGUCGUAAUUAGCUAUGAUUGUGUAAAAAAAAAAAAAAAAAAAAAAAAAAAAAAUUGGUCUAAUUUGCAGCAUGAAUGAUCCAAUAAUAUUCUGUGGUUAGUUAAGUUUAUUAGGAAAAAUUCAAUUAGACGCUGUGACUUUGUUAUUUGAACAUUGCGUUUCAAGUAAUUCUUUAUUGUAUAGUUUAAAUUAAUUUUAAUUCAUAGAAUGCAUUUGCAAAUGCAGUGAACUACUUGUUUUUGCCUUUUUUUCUUUUUUUUCAAAAAAAAAUAAUUUUUGAAUCAUUUUUUUUUUUUUUUUGUUUUCUUCUACAAAUGUAGUUCUCAAGCUUUUCAAGUGAUUCGCAGCAUCGAAUAUUGGUUUUAUUAUAUAUAUACAUAUAUAUAUAUAUAAUAGUAAUCAUUGAGUCGAGUUGACACUUGUAUAUUUUUAAUUUAUUAUUCAAAAUUUAUAGCAAUUUUUUUUCUCUCUCUCUCUUUUUUAAAUGUGAUUCGAUUUGUUUUAUAAUAAGCAACAAUUUUUUUUUAGUGAUUCAGUUUCAAAAAGACUGUUAAAAUUAUUAUUAUUAUUAUUAUUAUUAUUAUUAUUAAUUUUUUGGAGGGGAAAAAAAUUAUUGACAAUUAGUAUAAUUAUUGAAAUUUGAGAAAAUUCUCAUUUUUUAAAAGUAAUAAUAAAAAAUUGAUUUCAAAUUUGAUUAAAAAAUGAAAUCGGAAUUUUUUUUUGUGACAACCCGACUUUUACGAUUAGCUAUUAAGUUUCUUUUCCAAAUGUUAAAGAAUUAUUUACUCUUUUUUGGGAAUUAGAAAAGAAAAUAGAUAUUUUUUUUUUUUAAGAAGAAAGUGAACGAUAUUUACACAAUCGCUAGGAUAUUAAACAAUGGCCAUAAAAAAGAAUGUAACAAAAAUCUUGUAUUAACUUCUCGUAGAGGAAGAAUUGUAUUUUGAUACAGACACAGAAUUUUGUACAAUUGAGAAUUAAAAAAAAAAAAAUCUGCCACAAAAAAUCAUGAAAUGAAAAAAAAAACACUAUUUUCGCUAUAAUAGUAUGAAUAGAAUACAAGAAACUAAAAAAAAAAAAACAGAAUACACAAAAAGGCUUGAGUUGUAUUCUAAACACUUCUUCAUAAAAAUAAAUCGAAUUACGCGGAAAAGCAAAACAGAAAUGUAUUUUUUUCGAAUGAUAAAGAUAUAAUAAAAUAUUUUUUAAAUUAAUUUAUAAUACAUAUUAACUCCCGUGUAGGCGAAAAAAAAACAAACAAAAAAGUAAACUGAAUUUCGAUGUGAGAACGUUCACUGCCAAAUUGUGAUACACAAAAAAAACCACCUUUUGCAGGUGCGUUUCCCUUAUCACCGAUCGCAUCGAUAAUUAAUAAAAAAAAAAAAAAAAAAUUGGAAAAGAAACAAUAUUUUCAAUAUACGGAUAUAAAUUUAUAAAAAAAAAAUAAAUAAAUGAAUAAAAAAAAUAUCGAUGCCCUCGGAUAUGUGGGAGGCGGCUCCUUAAUUAUAAGCAAUUAUAAUUUUAACAUUUAGUGAAUGAAAAAAAAGAAAUUCGAUAUUUUUAAACAGGUCAAUUUUACUGUUUAAAAAAAAAGAACGUCUUUGGACCGCCUCUAGCGCUCUUAUCUUAUGUGUACAGUGCCUUUGUAAUCUAAUAUCUUCGAAAGAAAAAAAACAAAACUAUUAAAUCUUCUAAGGAUACGUAAAUUUGUCGCGGUCUAUUGAGAAUUGAGGAAAAAAACAGUUUUUUUUUUCUUUUACAUUCUUCGAUGAUCCGAUGUUGUUUGUAUUUAUAGAAGAAAAAAAUUAAUAAAUUGAAAAAUCUUUCGAAAAUAAAGGUGCAGUCCCCUUUGUUAAGUGUCGCGAUUCUCAUCAUUAUUAAAUUUUAAUUUUUAAUAAUAAAUUAGUGUAUAGAUUUUUUUUUUCAACAAAAGAAAGAAAGAAAAAACAAAAAAAAAAAAAAAAAAAAAGAAAUGUAUCGUAUAUACAUAAAAAUUGUACAGUCGAGAUCUAAUUGUAGCUAUUAGUAUUAUUCUUAUCACUAUUCCAAUUAUGAUUUCUGGUAAAUUGUAAGACAUUGUGUUUACCACUAAAUAAUGUAAUAUACAGUUAUACAGAAUUCGUUUUCAUA
Molecule: messenger RNA, 9614 nt
Organism: Leptopilina boulardi
Lineage: Eukaryota; Metazoa; Arthropoda; Insecta; Hymenoptera; Figitidae
Gene: Utx
Product: histone demethylase UTY
Exons: 13
Coding region: 233-4351 (1372 amino acids)
Biological process (GO): regulation of gene expression
Cellular component (GO): MLL3/4 complex
Molecular function (GO): histone H3K27me2/H3K27me3 demethylase activity; RNA polymerase II cis-regulatory region sequence-specific DNA binding; protein binding
Source: RefSeq, a predicted model, not a curated record